This is a messenger RNA of Cydia amplana, 3902 nucleotides long. RefSeq names its product xanthine dehydrogenase/oxidase-like. Bases 46 to 3888 code for a protein of 1280 amino acids. Gene Ontology annotation, molecular function: iron ion binding; oxidoreductase activity; 2 iron, 2 sulfur cluster binding. Lineage: Eukaryota; Metazoa; Arthropoda; Insecta; Lepidoptera; Tortricidae. The record is from RefSeq and is a predicted model, not a curated record. The transcript has 16 exons.
UACAGAGAAGUGUAGAUGCUCUUCAGUGUCAAGUGACUGAAGAAAAUGUCGCAAAUCGUGUUCAAGAUUAAUGGGAAACAACAUCAAGUGGACGGCAAGUUCGGUCCGGACGUGUCCCUGAACGAGUACGUCCGGAAUGUGGCGGAUCUUCGCGGCACGAAGGCUAUGUGUCAGGAAGGUGGCUGCGGCGCCUGCGUGGUGGCCGUACGCGCCGCUAUACCGCCUGCGCAAGAGAUGAAGACGUUUGCUGUCAACUCGUGUCUCGUAUCCGUCUUGUCAUGUCACGGCUGGGAAGUAACCACUGUGGAGGGCAUUGGUAACAGGACCAUGGGUUACCACGACAUUCAGAGCAGACUGGCCAAGUUCAAUGGCACUCAGUGUGGGUACUGCUCUCCUGGUUGGGUCAUGAGUAUGUACAGCUUAGUAGAAUCAAAAAAUAAGGAACUAACUAUGAAGGACAUAGAAAACUCGUUUGCUGCCAAUAUCUGUAGAUGCACAGGAUAUAGACCUAUUGCUGACGCUUUCAAAUCAUUCGCAAAGGACGCCGACGAAAGAUUACUCAACAAGGUAUGCGAUUUGGAAGACCUGGCUAUACUAAAAUCGUGUGGGGUCUCUUGUGCUAAACAAUGUCCACAUAAGAAGAAACAUAUCAGUGAAAUUAAUAAGAAGGUAGAAAAGAAAGAAGACUGGUGCGAAGUGGGAAAAAUCGAUAAUAAGAUGCUAACAAUAGAUUCGGCAAACCAUAAGUGGUCAAAGGUGUUUAAAUUGGAUGAUGCUUUUAAAAGCAUGAACGAGAGCGGAGAUUAUAAGCUGAUAGCUGGUAAUACUGGACAAGGCGUUUACCACGUAACCGAUUACCCGAAAAACAUAAUAGACAUUUUCAACGUGGUUGAACUUAAAGGGCACAUGGUAGAUGUGAAUCUAAUUAUUGGUGCUGGGAUGCCAUUGGCAGAGAUGAUGGACCUGUUUUUGACAAUGAGUGGCGAAAAUGAAGACUUUUCGUAUCUGAAGCAGCUAUAUGACCAUAUGGAUCUUGUGGCACAUAUUCCAGUACGAAACAUUGGAACUAUUGGUGGAAAUUUAUGCCUGAAGCAUGCAAAUAACCAAUUCCAAUCAGACCUGUUCUUGCUGUUCGAAACAGUUGGUGGCAUGGUUACGGUCGCUGAAUCUACGAACAAAAAAACAGUAAUGAGCCUGCCAGAUUUUCUCAAAGUUGACAUGAAAGGCAAAAUUUUAUUUAACGUUAUUUUACCUCCAUUAUCACACUGCUGCAGUGUGAAAACCUACAAGGUCAUGCCCCGUUCACAAAAUGCACACGCAAUAGUCAACGCUGGGUUUUUAUUUUCAUUUCGUCAAAAUUCCCAACUCUUGGACAAGGUCACAAUAGUAUACGGCAGCAUUUCACCAACAUUUAUACAUGCUUCCAAAACUGAAACCACAUUGGUUGGUAAAGACCCUUAUAAUAAUGAUACACUACAGUUAGCGGUCAAAACUUUGUUUGAUGAGAUAAUACCUGAGGAAGCGUUACCAGAACCAUCUUCAGGUUUUAGAAGAAUGUUGGCUGUUUCAUUAUACUACAAGGCCGUUUUAAGUAUGUGUCCGGAAAACAAAGUAGAUCCAAGAUAUCUAUCAGGAGGACAAGCCAUGAAGAGAAUGAUAUCCGAAGGAAACCAAAUAUUUGACACGGACAAGAGCGUGUGGCCACUGAACCAACCAGUGCCGAAGUUAGAAGCACUAGUUCAAUGUAGUGGGGAGGCGGUCUUUGCUAAUGAUCUACCGAGGCAGCAGAACGAGGUUUUUGCAGCUUUCGUCACAGCAGAUGUUGUAGCGGGAAGUGUUAUUGAAAGUUUUGAUGCUACUGCGGCACUUAAAAUCCCUGGUGUCCUGGCAUUUUAUUCAGCAAAAGAUAUACCAGGAGAUAACACUUUCACUCCAUCUAACAUCCCAUUUAUAUCAGCAGCGGAAGAAAUCCUUUGCUCUAGUAAAGUUCAAUUUUAUGGACAGCCAGCAGGUAUAAUCGUAGCUGACAGAGAAAAAACUGCCCAGAAAGCAGCCAAAGCAGUAAAAAUAGACUAUUCGUUUGUUAAUAAUGGAAAACCAUUGUUAACAAUAGACGAUGUUUUAAAAUCACCAGAAAAAAGUACAAGAGUUGUUGUUAAUAGGACUAUAGAACCUACAGAAACCGGUAAGAAUGUAAAAAGUAUAAUACAAGGAGAAUAUAGGAUGGACAGCCAGUAUCACUACCAUAUGGAAACACACACUACUGUCGCCAAACCUACGGAAGAUGGUAUGGAGGUUUACGCGGCGACUCAGUGGCUUGAUCUGACAAAUGUAGCUAUAGCGAAAUGUUUGAAGGUACCUGUGAAUAGUGUUAACGUGAUCGUCCGACGCCUAGGUGGUGCGUACGGUGCGAAGAUAACCCGUGCAUCUCAAAUCGCCUGUGCGGCUGCCUUGGUGACACACCUUCAAGGCACGACAUGCCGGUUCAUCUUGCCACUUCAGACGAAUAUGAAAUCAAUAGGCAAACGCUUACCUACGUCGUGUAACUUUGAGGCAGGUGUUGAUAAAGAAGGCACUAUACAGUAUCUUAAACUAACUUUCUACCAAGACUGCGGACACGUUUUCAACGAAGUUAUCGCACCGAUGACAGCCGAGCAUAUGCGGAGUUGCUAUGAUAUUAAAAGUUGGUGGAUUGAAGCAAACAGUGUUGCUACAGACACCCCAUCUAAUACAUGGUGCAGAGCCCCUGGUACAACCGAAGGUGUGGCGAUAAUAGAGCAUGUAAUGGAAAGAAUAGCUUACAAUUUGAACAAAGAUCCUCUUCAAGUGAGACUACUAAAUAUGGCAAAAGAAAAUCCAAUCCCUGAAAUGAUGGAUCAAUUAGGGACAAACUCAAAUUACAUGCAACGGCAAGAAGAUAUCAAGAAGUUUAAUAAAGAAAAUAGAUGGAGGAAAAGGGCGUUGAACAUGCUGCCGUUGUCUGUUGGGAUAUUUUACCUUGGAAAUUAUAAUUCAAUUGUUUCUAUUUAUCAUGGAGAUGGAUCAGUAGUUAUAAUACACGGAGGUAUAGAAAUGGGACAAGGACUGAAUACAAAGGCAGCUCAAGUUUGUGCGUACGCGCUUGGCGUUCCUCUUGAAAAAAUCAGUGUAAAACCUAGCACAAGUUUUACAUCUCCAAAUAGCAUUGUUACAGGUGGUAGCAUUGGUAGUGAAUGCGUCGCCUUUGCUACGAAGAAAGCUUGUGAUAUUUUAAUGGAACGACUUAAACCAAUCAAGGACAAAAUGGAGAAAUAUUCUUGGGAGGAUCUGAUUAAUCAGGCAUAUGGAGCUGGUCUUGAUUUGCAAGCAUCUUACAUGUACUCUUUUAACGAUGGUGUAAAACCUUAUAAUGUUUAUGCAACCUGUGCUUUAGAAGUAGAAGUUGAUUUACUAACGGGAAAUCAUGAUGUGAGGAGAGUAGAUAUUCUGGAAGAUACGGGGAGAAGUUUAAGCCCAGAAAUUGAUGUGGCACAGAUUGAAGGAGCCUUCGUCAUGGGCCUGGGUUACUGGACAUCAGAGAAGCUAGUCUACGAUAAAGAUACAGGGGAGAUUCUGACGGAUCGCACGUGGACAUACAAGCCACCGGGCAUCAAGGAUAUUCCGGCUGACAUGAGAAUAUACUUUAAGAGAGACUCUAGAAACGAGUUUGGCGUUUUGCAGUCUAAAGCGACUGGCGAACCAGCGUUAUGCCUGGCGGUGGUUGUGACGCACGCUAUACGGGACUGCGUACGCGCUGCUCGGCUGGACGCGGGCUACCAAGACCAAUGGGUGGACAUAGGUAAUCCGUGUACAGUCGAAAAUAUAUUCAUGGCAGCGGGACACAAACUGGAACAUUUCAAAUUAAAAUAAACAAAAACUACUUA